GAAGCCCAGCCCUCCCGCCCCACCCUUGCCAGGCCGCCCCGGACCGGGCGAGCUGCGCUUUGGGCCCGAAACCCUGAGAGACGUGUCCCAGCCCGCCUGCCCUCGCCCUCCCCGCUCUGCGGCCCGAGGCCGCGGCCUUUCCGGCUCGGGCCACUAGAGGGCGCCGCCGCCGCGCCCGCCCGGAUCCCGAACAAUAGGUGAAGCCGCAGGCAGCGAUUGUUACAAAGUAACUCUUGCUGGGGCGCGGAGGGCGGGCGAGCCUGGCCCGCCGCCGCCGCCCGCCUGGGUGUCCGUCCGGGAUCGGGGGGCGCCCGCAGGGUCCGCGCCCCCGGAGCUCGGGGGCCGAGGGUCGUGGGGCCGCGGCGCGGGCAUGGCCGGGCCCGCGCUCGGGGCGCGCUGAGCCGCAGGAGCCCGGGAGCGGCGCGGAGCCGGCCAUGCGGAGGAGCCUGGGCGCCGCGGAAACGCCCCUGGCGGCGGCCGGGCCGGCCUCGGAGGCGCCGCCCGCGCUGGGGGACUGGGACUACCUGGCCCGCUGCUUCGCCCGCGACCGAGUGUGCCUGUCCUUCGGCCUGUGGCUGCUGGCCGCCCUGCUCUGGAUCGCCGCGCACGUCCUGUGCUUUUAUUUGGGGUGCUGCAAGAAGUCCAGCCGGGACCGGUCCGUGCUGUGCGUGAUUUACCGCUUCGUGGGCAGUCUGAGUGACGCCUUUGGGGCUCUGCUCUCCAAGCAACUCCCCAUCCAGGUCUUCACCGGCAUCUACCUGGCAGCCAUCGAGGUGGUCAAUCUCAUGCUGCUGCUCUUCCCCAUCUGCGGCUCCAAAAUCAGGCCCCAGCUGGGUCGAGGCUCCCAGGAGAGGACAAGGAGGAAACUCCGGGCCAGCAUGUUUGUCCUCAUUGUGCCCCUGGGGAUGGGCACUGGCUGGCUGGCCCUGGCUCCUCCAGCCCCAGCUUCCCUGGAAUUCCGCGGAGCACAGAGAAGGCUUCUGGGAAGUGUGCUGCAGGAAAACACAGAAGCCCUCGGCUACCUGCUUGGGGGGGUUGGACUGAUUGUCUCCUGGACUUCCCGGAUCCCUUCAUUCUCCAAAAUAUACCGCGGGAGGGCGUCUCCGUGUCUGCACCUGUGGGCCCGCGGCUUCUCGGCCCUGGCCGGCUUCCUGUACGCCUCGGCCAUCGUGGCCCACGACCGGCGGCCCGACUCCCUGCUCCGCGCCCUGCCCUGGCUGCUCACGGCCCUGGGCGCCUCAGCGCUGGACCUCGCCGUAUCCUUGCUCUGGCCCGGCCCGGGGGGGGGGGGAGGGGGCGAGGCCCGCGGGAUCCUGGGAAUGGACAAAAGCUCCCCCCGAACAAAAGGGCUGGGGCCCGAAUCUCGGGGGCCGGACACCCCCGGUCACCGAGGAGACAUCGCCCCCUCCCCCAGCCCAGGAUCCCGAGAGCCACCGGAGUGCCGGCGGCCGCCUGGGCUGCCUCCCGGGGACACGCCGGACUCCGGGGCCUGGACCCGAUCACCCAGGGGAAGCAGCGGCACAGCAGGGAGGGAGGCCCGAAAGUGGCCCCUCCCGUACCCCAGACCGGCCCUUUACCUCCACUGCCAGCUCUCCCCUGCCCCCCAUCCCUCCUUCCUCUCUGGGGUGGGCGGCAGCCCCAUGACCCUGGGGGGUGGGUGGCAGCCCCAUGACCCUGGAGGCCGCCUUGGGGCCAGCUGUGGGUGGCUGCCAGGGCCAGAGCUGGCACCGAGUGGCCUCGCCCGGCCUCCCACGAGUCGGCAUCGUGCCCCCAGCCCGGCCGGCUCAGCUUUCAGGGGCCUCGUGCUCGCUCUCCGGCAGAGCCGGCUUGGCGGGGGCUUCUUCCUGCCGCCCUCAGCUGCCUUGUCACAUGAGCUGCUGGGGAUGGGGGGAGGGAGAGAGGAUUCAGGGCUGGGGGCCCCGGAGCUCGGCUUCCUCCUGGGUAACGGCACCUGGGCUCCCCCCCCCACUCCCCUCCAUUACCAGCCCCACGUGAAUGUUCUCUGGGGGACCCCAGGGAUAAGCGGCCCGUCUGCCUUCCCUGGCCCCCCCACUUUCCCCGGCCCCGCUUCCCAGGCAGGCUGCAGCAGCGCGAGGUCGCUGGGGAACGGCCAUGCCCCCGCCGGGGACCCCUUCCUGCAGGCCCCCCCGUCCCUGCUGGAGCCGCCCACCUACCCCCCCAUCCAGGUCAUCCACGCCAAGGUGUCUUCCAGCAGCUCCUCCGAGGUGUCUUCCAUCAAUUCGGAGCUGGAGCAGAAGUACUGGGAGGCCCUGAACUCGGAGCAGUGGGACCGGGAAGAUGCAAACCUUCCAUGGAGCAGAGGCGGCUGGGAGACGGCCAGGCCUCUGGCCCAGGAGGGGCCGCGCCACCAAGCCCAGAGAGCCGCCGACGCCCAGUGAGGCCCCCGGGAGGCGCCCUGAGGGAGCCGGGCUCCGGGAGCUGGCGCCCGCCGGCCAGGGACGGCCUCCACAGACCUCCCCGGGGAACCGUCUGCCACCAGGGCAUUAGAGGGCGGGAAGACUCCCCACAGAGAACGCUCUGCCCGUGGGCACCACAACGAGGGGCAAAAGAUGCCCAGGGGGGCACGGAUCCGAGCCAAGAGAGGCUGACUCAGACUGUCCUCUGCGAAGCUGGCCGAGGUCCGGGGGCAGCCGGCCCUUCUCGGGGUCGGUCAGAGCUGCUGGCCUGGAUCACUUAGCCUGUGAUCGGAGCCCGAGGGGUCCAGACUGGCCGUGGCAAGGGGAGGACCUCCCAUCCUGGCGGACACGCAAGGCCCUGGGCCUCUGUGCCCCUCCCGUUCCCAGCGAGUCGUCAGGGCCACCAGUGACUCUCUCCAGGGCCUCGCCCUCCCCUCUGCACCAGCCAUUCCUCCCUUCAUUCAUUCACCAGCAUGUGUUAGGUCCCACCGGAACCGGCCCCGGGCUCGGCUGCAGGGCUGCAGGGCUGGGGAAACUGAGGCCGAGAGAACAUCUGCCCUCAGGAGAGGCUGCCGAGAGCUCCAGCCCAGGCUAGAUAAGGUCCUUGCAGCCUGACUGUUGCAACAGGAGGGAGGAGGGGGCCUCCUGCGGACUGGCGGGGUGGGCAGAGCGGGGGCGGGAGCGCCCACCCGAGGAGAACCUCCGGGCCCUGUCUCCAGCACAACCCUGCUGGGACAGCUCAGCGCCCCCCUCCCCCCCCAGUGGGGCCUUGACCUGGUGAGAGCCUGCUGGUCCCGGAGCAGCCGAGUUCUCCCCUCCGGGGCGGUAAGGUUGCCCCCCGCUCCUGCUCCCGCUCCCCACAUAUUGGGGGAAAGAAGGAGCCGGCGAGGAGAGGAGGUAUGGGCUCGGCCUAGCCCCAGACCUGAGCUUCCCCAUGUCCCGCAGCCGAACUCCCCCGAAAGUCCCCGGGGGCCUGCGUGGCCACGUCCCGCCUUUUUUUGGCCUCUUGCUCCCAGGAUCCCCGGCUGCCUCGGGGGCUGUCCCUCUCACUCCCUCCUCUCCGGGCUCCUCCUGUAAAAUGUCCCAUGUGCACGUGUGCAGGCCCCGGCUUGUGGGGAGGGGGAGCCUCAGGGCCUCCCUCCCUGGCGGGUCCCCUGAGAGAGGCUGUCGCUCACAGGAGGCGUCUCCUCCUCCCCGGGCAGCUCCCGUACUCCUUUCCUAAUUAUUUUUAAGUGUCCCAAAGGGUUUCCAUGGACCUCGAACUCACUUUUAUUUAUAAAACUAGGAAAAUGCCGUGUCUUCCACGGGGCUGGAACACCCCAAGGGAGGCUGAAGGGCCCCAAGGCCCACCUCUGCAUGGCUGGUGGGUAGGACGGAGAAGUGGGGCCCGGCUUCCCUGGGGGGCUCUCUCCACUGGCCCCGGCGGCCCCCAAGCCAGGACUCCCAGAGGGCCCAGACGCGGCCCCUCAGAGGCCCUUUCAGCACGGGGGGCGAGGUCUUCCAGAAACCUGGCGCCUCCCACUGCGCGCGCUCCAAGCCCGCCCGGGUUCGGGAUUUUAGCCAGAGCAGCCAUGCUUUUGUACCGGCAUCGAUAAAGUUUUUCCACAGUA
Molecule: messenger RNA, 4027 nt
Organism: Sarcophilus harrisii (Tasmanian devil)
Lineage: Eukaryota; Metazoa; Chordata; Mammalia; Dasyuromorphia; Dasyuridae
Gene: TMEM44
Product: transmembrane protein 44
Exons: 9
Coding region: 435-2399 (654 amino acids)
Source: RefSeq, a predicted model, not a curated record